Messenger RNA from Coregonus clupeaformis (lake whitefish), 9196 nucleotides. Its product is annotated as remodeling and spacing factor 1-like. NCBI's taxonomy places the organism in Eukaryota, Metazoa, Chordata, Actinopteri, Salmoniformes, Salmonidae. The transcript has 16 exons. Gene Ontology annotation, cellular component: RSF complex. The record is from RefSeq and is a predicted model, not a curated record. The coding region runs from base 19 to 5514 and encodes 1831 amino acids. Gene Ontology annotation, biological process: regulation of DNA-templated transcription.
UCUCUUCCAUUGGAAAAGAUGGCUGCCUCGGCAGCAUCGGCGGGUUCUACCCCCGGUUUUUGCCCAAGCUACGCCGUGAUAUGCUCUUUUCUAGAGCGGUAUGGAGCCUUGCUGGAUCUACCGGAGCUUACAUUUCCACAGUUGGAGCGAUAUCUCCAAGACACAACCUCAGUUCCAAAGCUCUUGGUGGACCUUCAUGUGAAGUUGUUGAGGAAGAUUGGCAAGUCGGUGUCCGCAGACAGAUGGGAGAAGUACCUUGUGAAGGUGUGCCAUGAGUUCAACAGUACUUGGGCAUGGGAACUUGAAAAUAAAGGAUACAAGGACAUGUCUGUGGAGUGCAAGACUGGAAUCCUCAAACACUUGUGUGAGUGCCAGUUUGAUGACAAUGUCAAGUUCAAGACUGCAAUCAAUGAAGAGGAUCCCGAUAAGAUGCGGCUUCUCCCUAUUGGCAAGGACAAGGAUGGCCUGAUGUACUGGUUCCAACUUGACCAGGACAACAACGUGAGGGUCUAUGUGGAGGAGCAGGACGACCUGGACGGGUCCUCCUGGAAGUGCAUUGUCAGAGACAGAAACAGCUUGGCUGAGAUCCUGGCACUGCUGAAGACUCAAAUCGACCCAGCACUGUUGACAAAGAAAGAAGGAGAGGAGGAAGAUGAGGAGAAAAAUAAUACUCGGGGAGAAGGGGAAGUAAAAAAGACAGAUGAUACCUCAGAAGAUGAAGAGGACAAGCCCUCCAAGGGUACAGCUUCCUUAGUCUCCCCAAAAACGGAGAGUACAGAAAAAGAGGAAUCAAAACUAGACGUAUCAGAUGCCAAAUCCCCAUUGAAUGGCCUAAAAGAUGAGUUCGAGUCAAAAAGCCAAUCAGAGAAGCCUAUGGUGGAUGACAAAGUCACCAUUAACACCCAGGCCAUCAAAGAAGAGCCAAUGGAGGUGUCAGAAUCCAAGGAGAGCACAGCCACAAGUGCUACAGAGCCUCUUGCAGAGAAACCUUGUCUGACGCCACAGACAGAACAGACAGAGGAAGCCAAGAGGAAGACUGCAAAGGAACUCCAAAGGGCGAUGAAGAAUGACCAGCAGGCCAAAAUCCCCUUGAAAAAGAGAGAGAUGAAACUUAGUGAAGAUUUUGAUAAUAAUAGUGGCAGUGGCAGUAGUAUUAUUGUGCGAAACCCAUCUGUUGCUCCUGAAGUUGAGGAGACAAGUAAAGAGGUAUCUGAUGCCCAGGUGGGGACUAUGGAGUGUAAAAGUGAUCAAGUGAAUGGUGAUGCUCGGCCUGCCACAGAAAAAAGUGUCAAUAAUGGGUUGAGAGACUCUGCUGAUGGCAAAAAACAGCAAACAAAAGCUGUUGCUGGGGAAGACCGUAAAGGAUCAGAAAUAAACCUGCCCCUGGACAAAGACAAGGAGAAAGGGGAGAUGGCAAGCAACACUGAGGAGCCCAUGGAGGUGGCCAUGGCUGAUGAAACUAGCCUACAGAAAAUUGUUCCAGUAGAAAAGGAAAGCACUGAAGAUUCAGAGGAAGUAAAAAAAUCUGCCCUCAAAGAGGCUAAAUCUCCGUCCCCUCUAAUGACAAAGCCAUUGACUUCAUCUAAGAAUGCAACAAGCCCACCGGAGAAGUCCUCUGAUUGUAAAGAGGAACAAAAAGUCAAGGUAUCCAAGUGGGAUGUAAAAGUGCGUCAUACAGAACACACAACAUCCACAUCAAUAGAAACAGAUAAAAACCCUUCAUCUAGUAAGUCACAGAAACCAGAUGAAACUCAAGGAACAGAUUCAUCUAUUGCCUCUCAAGAGGUAAAGUCAGCUGCCUCUAAGGGAACAGAUAAAACAGUUGUCAAUAAGGACGGUUAUUCUCUUUCUGUAGUGAAAGAGAUGGAAAAACCAACCGUCACAGAAAAGCGGUCGAAUCCUAAAAACCCAGAAACCUCAGUCAUCGCUAAACAAACCGGGAGACCUGACCCCAUUACAGAGAAACCAGACCGCUCUAAACGCACAGAGAUGCCAGCAGUCAUAAAAAAUACAGAGAAACCACCUUCUAACAAAGAGGGUGUAGAGAAAUGUGAUGUUUCUAAAGAUAUCAAAACAUCUUCUGUAAUGAAAAAGACAGAGAUUUCAGAGAAGAGUAAAGAUGCAGAGAACUUGGCCAGCUCUAAAGAGACCAAUACGUCGUCAGUCAUUAAAAAGGCAGACAAACCAGUUCCCAAUAAAGAAGCAGAGAAACUGGAGAGCACUAAAGAGACUGACAAAUCGUCUGUCAUUAAAAUGACAGUGAAAGCAGAGGCAUCUAAACAUACAGAGAAAUGUGAUAACCCUAAAGACAUUGAAAUGUCAGCUGCCACCAAGGAGAAAACUGCUGUCAGUGCUGAGAUGAAGAAAAAAGCUGUCCUGGAGAAAGACGCUGAGAAAACGGCUAUCUGUAAAGAUGAAAUGAGAACUGUUGCUAAAGCGACUAAGACACAAUCUGGCCCAAAAGAUGUGGAGAUGGCAGACUUCUCUGAGAAAACAACCCAGUCACAACUGGAUGAACCCAAAAAGGUAGAGAAAUUGGCUACCCCUAAAGAUGCUGGGAAAUCAGCUACCCCUAAAGACACAGAGAAAUGUGCUGAAUCAGCAACGCCUGAAGACGCAGAGAAAUUGGCUACUCUUAAAGAUGCUGUAAAAUCGGCUACCCCUAAAGUUGCUGAGAAAUCGGCUAAAAACACAGAGACGAUCUUUAAAAAGAUUGAGAAAUCUUCCAGGGGACAGAAACCAGACACCUCUAAAGAAACUGAGAAACUGGCAGACACAAAGCCAGGUGCAGAAAAAGGAGAGAAACUUGUCACCUUUGAGGAUGCCAAGCAAUUACCCUCUCUCAAAGAGUCUGUCCCAGUGGAGGGGAAACAGGAGGAGCCUAUGGAAAUAAGUUCGGAAAAGUCAACCGAUGACAACGUAAAGAUCAAGGGACAUGCUGAAAAAGGCUGGCCAAAAAAGGCUGUUAAAAGUGGAGAGAAGUGUGAGCUCAAAGACACAAAGCUCAUGGACUGUGAUGCACCAUCAGAAAAACAGGCUGCUAGUAAGAAGGCAUCAUCUCUCACAGAGACUGAAGGUGAGACAGACGAAAGCCAGGACAAAGUAAUCAAGGAAGAUGCCACAACACAGGGAUGCCCUCAAAAAGAGGAUGGGAGGAAGGACGAUCAGGCUAAGAAAGAUGACAAAAAGGAGGAUGAUCAAGCCAAGAAAGAUGACAAAAAGGAGGAUGAUGGGGCUGAGAAAGAUGACAAAAAUUCAACGGUAGCAGAGAAAUCGGGUCAGGCAAAAGCAAGUGAAGGGUCUGAGGAAGAUGAGAACAAGAACAAAGAGGAUGAGGACAAGAGUGAAAAAAAGGAUGCAGGGACAACAUCAGAGAUCCAAGAGGAGGGAAUUCGCCUGAAAAUACGUGGGAUUACCCACCGGAGGAGAGCUGAGCUCCAGAGAGAGGAGAGGGACUCUGGGUCAGAUACUGGUGAGACUGGGAGAUCCCUGAGAAGGUCACCCAGGAUCUGCAGGCCGACCGCUAAGGGGGUGGAGUUCCAGGACAGGAGGCUGGAGAAGAAAGAGGCCUCACCCCCUUUAGAGAAGGGUGACGAUGAGGAGGAGAAAACUGUUCAAAGGAAGCCAAGAGAGAAGGUUGAUCAAGAUGGGCUGUACAAAUCUAAGGGGCGACGGAGGAGAAAGACCCGGUGGUCCAACACUCGAACACAGAGGCGCAAAAAGAAUGGUUCUGGUGAAGAUGAUGAAAGCGAGUGGAGCGAAGAGGAGAGCGAGGAGGACAACAGUGAUGAGAGCUUUAAGGUGGAGAGGGGCAAGAGGAGGAGGAGGAACAGGAACAGAGAGAGGCACAAUGACGACUCUGACACCUCCUCGGAUGAUGACCUCCCUCCUAACGAUGACCCCUGCAAACACUGCGGCCUCCCCAACCAUCCUGAGCUGAUCUUGCUGUGUGACUCGUGUGACAGCGGCUACCACACGGCCUGCCUCAGACCCCCUGUCAUGAUCAUCCCAGACGGGGAGUGGUUCUGUCCACCCUGCCAACAUAAGCUGCUCUGUGACAAGCUUGAGGAGCAGCUUACUAAUCUCGAUGCUUCCCUGAAAAAGAGGGAGCGCGCUGAGCGACGAAAAGAGCGGUUGGUCUAUGUUGGAAUCAGUGUUGAAAACAUCAUCACUCCCUCGUUGGAGGUAGAGGAAGAAAAGGAGGAAGAGGUGGUGAAGAAGGAGAAGAAAGAGAAGAAAGAGAGAACCAAGAGCUGGGGUCGAAGGUCGACAAGGGCAAAGAAAAGCAUAAGCUACAGGUUUGAUGAAUUUGAUGAGGCUAUUGAGGAGGCAAUUGAAGAAGACAUCAGAGAGGCUGAUGGUGGAGGAGCUGGUCGAGGCAAGGAUAUGGCCAACAUCACAUGCCAUAGCAGAGGGAAGGACAUGUCCACCAUCCUGGCAGCAGGAGAGGGUGGCGAGGGCAAGGAGAACGGGCGCCCGCCGCGGCCCAAUGCCGGCCAGCGCAGGAAGAAGCGUCGGCGUCUCAACGACCUGGACAGCGACAGCACUGUGGAGGAGGAGGAGAGCGAGGACGAGUUCCGUCUCAGUGACAGUACGGAGGAAGAGGAGUUUGUGGCGUCGGACAAGAGCGACGCAGAGAGCGAAGCGGCAGUCGUCUCCAACGACGACAGCGACUUCGGCAGCACACAACGCAGAACCGCCAGAACAAGGAGGCCGGCCAAACGUCAGAGGAGCACUCAGCCGCGACGGCGCCGCAGACCGCGAGGGUACUCAGACGAUGAAGAGGAGACGAGUGAGGAAGAUGAGGAAGAAAUGGUGUCAGAGGGCUCCAGCGAGUUUAGCGACAGCGACCUGGACUGUAGCCGACGCCGAUCCCGCCGAAGUCAGACGAAGAAGCAGGUCAACUACUGCGAGUCGUCUGGCGACUCCGACGGCUCCAAGGCCAACACAAACCGCGACAAAGUCAAACCGCGGCGGCGCCUCGCCAGUUCAGACAGCGAAGCGAGCUCCUCCAGAGGCUCAGACGACAGCGAGAGGACUAGGUUGAAGAGGAGGGCCGACUCAUCCGAGAAAGAGUCCCAGCAGCACCGCAGACGGCUCUCGCUGAAACGGCGGCGAGCCUCCGAGGAGGACGAUGACGACCACGAUUCCGAUGAAUCAUCGGAGGGAGAACGUCCGGUCCGCAAGCGUGUGAACCGCAUCGACUCGGAUGACUCUGACAAGGAGGAGGAGAAGGAGAAGAAAGAAACCAAGGAAGAGGAGGAAGGGGGGGUGCUGGGGAAGGGAGCCAGCCCGUUGGACUACAGCCUGGUGGAGCUGCACCCCCCCACCAACGGACAGAGUCCCAUCAAGGCCCUGGAGGGCCUGGCUCACAUUGGGCCCCAAAAGCCUGGGGCCACAGCUGUCGCCAUAGCGCCCAACGGACUGGAGUUGGCACCACAGGAUGAUGAUGAGGAUGACCUGCUGGGGGUCACAGACCUGGUGGACUUUGUCUGCAACAGUGAUAUGUUGUAAAACCCAAGCUGUAUGUUUGUUAUUUUCUGUAGUAUUGUAUUUUUUGAUAUGUUGUUUUUCUUCUGUCCUUUUUUUAUUUUAUUUGUAUUCAUCCUCCUCGUCCCCUCAUCAGUAUGACCACAUCCAUCUGUAUGAACUGGAUGCCUUACGUGGGGAAAGUUCAUUGUCUUCACUCUUAGCACCUCUCGCAGUGGGAUUGUACAGUCAUUGAGAGCACUAACCCACAGGUUGUUAAGUGGCAUGUGACUUUGCAUUGCAUUGCAUUGUCUUAUCCUCUGUACUCGGUCACCGAUGGACAUGCGGGUCAGAUACUUGACCGUAAAUGACACACAAAUGAACCUACCUGUUUCUCCAGCCAACUUCCAGGGUUGUCUACUCAGGGGUCCAUCCACUACCCCAUGCAAUCCCCCAUACAAAGAGUCCAUCCCCCAACUUCAUGGUUGUGUUCAUUAGGCCCCAAAAGGAAGAAAACAGACAGAAACAGAGAGGAACUACCUUGCCUUGUCCAAUAAGAAACGCUAAUUUUCCGUUGUGUGACCUAAUGAACAUGACCCAUGACCUCUGUUCUCCUGAGAGGCACCUCUCAUAGUGUUCCUGCCUGGGAAAGAGGAGGUUGUAUUGUAUGAUAUUAAUUCCUUGUUAGUUGGUCUUUGUAGGAUGUAGAUGUGUUUGGUUUUGUCUAUAUACCAUUGCCACUCGUAUGAGUUCAACAUUGUUAUGAGAAUAGAAGAUGGCAGAGGUCAGGGGUCAAACUGCAUUCCAUUAACGACUUAAAUUAACAUAGUUUUGUGGAUCAACUGCUGGAAACCAAUCGUUGUUUUGAUCCCCCUGCUCUUUACCCCAAACUUUUAAUAUGAACGUCUUUCACUUUUUGAUAUUUGAAUUCCAUAUUUUAAUCCUCCUACAUCGAUCAAACUAUUUAUUCUUUGUUUUGAUGUGUUCAAUUCUAUUAGUCAGUAGUUUGAUAAGCUAAACCAUUACACAGGUUUCCCACUUUCUUUUUUGGUCCAUUUACAACAAGCACUGAAUGAAAAAGCAUGAGCACAACAGAGUUUAAGUCAGAAUUCCCAUGGGAAAACGGGACACAGAACCAUCAUCAUUAUCAUGCUAGAAACAGCUUUUUUUAACUGACAGACUGGGAGACCAGACCCACAACCGAUCCCAUACUUUCUAGAAAAUACAAUCUCCAAAGAGUAUUUCUCAUGGAUUUGGUCAAUUGUUUUUACCCAAAGUAUUGAAACGUUGUACUGGCACCUAUAUCCAGUUCUUUUUUUUUUUUGAUCAAUCGUUCCCAUCAUGUGGUAUUUUGACUGUUUUUAAUUAAUUAUUGAUACGAAACACUAUCAAGGCAACUAGCUCCUCAGUGCAUCACGCCAAAUUACAGGUGUCAUUUAAUCAACAUUAAAAUCUGUUAACUACCACCACAUUGACAAGACUUUCCUUUAAAUGGAGAUUUGAUGUCACCGACUGGAGUAGACCAACCCUGAUCUUCUCACCUCUGUGUGCACAUGAACCUGUUUCUAAAAACCCUAGUUUAGUUUUUGUAUACUGUACACACAUAUAAAUAUAAUUUUAGUGUGUGCUGUCAACACUAUCAAUGGAUUAAAUGCCCAUGUUUUAGACUAAUUUUGUAAUAUUGUUGUGUGGAAUCACUGAGUAUUUACAGAAAAUUCUGCCAACUUUCUCUGUCCCUCCCAAUAACCAUGUCAGCAUUUUAACCAUUAUUUUACGUACGUUGUGUUUUUAUAAUGUAUUUCUUUGUAUAUUAAAUCCUCCUCCUCUAUUAUCGUUUUCCUCCCUAGCAAACCAUCAAGUGGCAUACUGUUUCCUAUGUACCUUCUUGUCAAUACUGUGUGUAGGUUCAAAACCUUGAAGUAAAGGUACUUACUGAGUACACCUAACUACCUGCCGUUGUUCAUCAAGACUAUUAUUUAGAAGUAUAUAUAUAUUUUUAUGGCCCCUGGUCUUUUUGUAACUCUCUGCCACCACCAGUGUUUAUUGUAGAGAACACUACUCUUGCGCUAGUCUCCCCUCUACAUUUUACUGCAUCAACUGGAGACUAAAUAAACGUCUCCGAUCUCAAAGGCCUAUCCUUUGUCUGUUCUCAUAUGAGUUCAUUUUGGUUUUAGGGUUCCAUUUUGAGGUCAGGUUAAAUCACUGCCUUUCUGGGCCCAUUUUCAAAAAGUGUCUCAGAGUAGGAGUGCUGUCCAUAUAAUAUUAUUCAUUAUGAUCUAAAAGGCAAAACAGAUCCUAUAUCAGCACUCCUACUCUGAGACUGUGAAUACAGGCCCUGGCCUCGAAUCAAAAUAAUAUUAUGAAUAAACGGCGCACUGGAUUCAUCUUUAUAUUAGGGAAUGAUAUACCAGAAUGCAACUUGUUUGGGGAAAUGGUCCAGACCAUAAAUUGACCUCUAAUGUAUAUAUCUGUAGUUUUUGCUGUAAUAUAUAUUUAGAGGCAUCUUUCUUUUAUCAUGGAAAUAAAUAUAUUUGAUUGCGUCUGUUUAUAAUAGUUUUCCUUGUAGAGGGGUCGUGAUAUUGGCACAACUGUUUUGUAAUGAAUUCAUUGGAUAUCUGGCAUGUUUGUUGGAUGUUAUUUUGUUAUGUGCAGAUGUGUUGGCCACCUUAAGGAUUUGCCAGGUUCAAUAACCACAGACCUCUAAACUCCUUUGCUCAGCAGUGUUCCUUGUGUCCUGCUACUGAACAGGAGAGCAUGAACCAACCACUGGAGGCACAGACUAUACCUGGCAGGACUGAUGAGUUGUGUUCCGUAGGCAUACAAUUGUAGAAAACAGAGUGAAAUGGGGAGAUACUAACUGAACUUGUCCAAUAUGAAAAGCUUGUUUUCAUUUUCAGUUGUGCCCCAAUGUACAUGACCCUGGACACAAACAAAGGUGGCCAUCGUCAGAAUCAUGGGAAAGGUUCAAGAUAAAUGCGCUCAAAUUAAGAAAUGAAGCCUGUUUGUAAAUUUGUCUUUUGUGAAAUAGUGUUGGCAUGUGUUCAUCACCGAUGGUAAACGUAUCUUAUUAUUCUUGGUUAAUCACACAAUGUGUUUAAUACUUCAAACUAUGAAGGAAGAUUUCCAAGGCAAAUUACAAAUCAUUUCUGAGCUGCCUGCAAUGCACUCAACUAACAUGGUAAUAUUGACUACAGUUACCGCACCAUUAGUUUGACUGCCCCAAAGCUUCUACUGGCAGUUCCAUUGUGGGAAUCCGAUGCAAAUGACUAGGGUUAGUUUACCAUCGUUUUGGGAUGAAGAAAUGUAUGAUUUCUGAUGUAAUGUUCUCAAGAGAUUACGUUUACAGCUGUAUUUCAUGAGUAUGACAUGGUGGGCCUACUUCAUUUUAAAUGACAAAUCUGUUGUAGCAAAUUAUCCUAAAAAGGUAGGAGUACACUAGUUGGGAGGGGCAGUUUCAGUCAGACACACAGGCAGUCCUCUGCCAGGGGGAAGUUGGUGCAAAUGAUUCAAAAGUGUUUGUUCAUUAAUAUCGUUUAUUACAGGUAAAAUUGGAAGACUGGGGAGACAACUAUACUGUAGGUCUGGUGUAUGAACACUAGCUUGUAGAUUGGUUGUCUAUGUUUUGUCUGUUCCUCUUCAAUACCUUUUUAUUAUUUAAUUUUACUAUUUUCUUUCAUAAUAAUACAAUCUUGUACAUUUGUCAUAAUAAAAAGCUUUUUAAACAGGG